AUGGAGGAUAAUACCACAGAGCCGCACCUCGAUAUCCCGAGACACAUCAAAUACUGGCAGCGCUGCCUCCGCUCCUUUCUCCCCACCGAAUACACCAGUACUGACUCCUCGCGCAUGACCCUUGGUUUCUUCAUCCUCUCUGCCCUAGACCUGCUCGGCGCCGGCGCCGACACUGAAGCAUUCCCCCCUCAACAACGCGCCGAAAUCCGAAACUGGAUUUUAAAGUGUCAACACCCCCACGGUGGAUUCUGCGGCUCCCCCAAUCACCGGUACCCCGAUGAGUUCUAUGUUGAUGGGAAAGGGGAGGGAGGUAAGGAGCAGAUGGACCCAGCGAACUUGCCGGCGACAUUUUUUGCUCUGUUAAGCUUGAGUUUUGUGGGUGGUUUGGAAGGGUUCAGGAGGAAGCAAUGCUUAGCUUGGUUGAAGUCGUUGCAAAGGCCUGAUGGCAGUUUUGGCGAGUUGGUUACGAAUGAGGGGAAUAUUAAAGGGGGUUAUGAUAUGAGGCAUUGCUAUGUUUUGGCGGCGGUGAGGUGGAUAUUGAGGGAUGAUGUUGAGAUGGGCGAAGACGAUAUCAACGUCGAGGCUUUAGUGGGCCAUAUAAGGUCUGGACAGACUUAUGAUGGAGGUAUCUCCGAGAGUUCUUCACAUGAGGCCCAUGCUGGAUAUACGUACUGUGCUAUAGCCUCCCUAUCAUUUCUAAACCGGCUCCCAACCUCCGCAUCCUCCCCUCUCGAUCCAACCGCUGGUAGUGGGUUAUUGCCUGGCUUGACAAAUCUUCCUGCGACGAUACAUUGGCUUGUCUCACGGCAAGUAGGUUAUAAAGAAGAGGAUGAUGAGGAAGAGGAGCUACCUCUCAAGGAUCAAAGAGAUGCGUUGGCGGGCAACUAUAACGACCCACCGUCGGAUCCCGGCCUUUUGCCUCAAGACGAAGAAUUUGUGGGUUUUAAUGGCCGAUGUAACAAGAAUGUUGAUACUUGCUAUGCGUUUUGGGUCACAGCAUCACUCAAUAUGCUCGGUGAAGAUAAAGCCCAUCUCGUGAACGCCCCAGCAAUUCGCCGCUUUCUCUUCGAGCAGACACAGCACCGGAUAGGGGGAUUUGGUAAAUAUCCCGGAAAUCCACCAGACAUAUAUCACUCAUACCUCGGCCUUGCAGCUCUCGCAGUGAUGAAGGAACCAGGGAUCAAACCUUUAGAUUCCGCGUUGUGCGUGAGCAAACAGCAACGCGAAAAAAUUUCGCAGCUGAGAGAUGCUGCUUCUGUACCGAAGCACACGUAUUGGAAAGAUGGGUACUGUUAUUCGAUCGGGGAGGACAAUCCGUCUUUCGAAGAGAAGAUGGCUUCAACCGAAGCCCCUCCUAUAUUCUUGACGGAGGCAAUGGAAAUCAUCUCCAAGGGUGCUACAGGGUUCCCUCUUAUGAUGACCUUUGGGGGAUAUAAGGAACAUCGGAAUAGUCACAGUCUAGUAUACCCUAGAAUCAAUGGGCCGGCGGACGGAACAGUGGCCAUCAAAGUCUAUGAGACACUUCUAGCUAAACCCUUCUCUGGAAACGAUAUCGGUUCAACCAAAUGGGAUAAUCAUAGGAUCCUGAAAGACUCGAAUCAAGUGAGUUAUUCACUUGAUUGGAACGAGCCAACUAUUCCUAUUGAGAUAUGUGCCCAAAAUUCUUCACAAUCUGACAUUAUGUACAUCCCGUCCGACCAUGCACGGAAUCCUGUAUACUUCCCAGACACUGUGAAACGGAUCGAACAUAAACAUGGCCAAUGCAUCUGGCUCAAGGCCGGUAUGAACACGCCGAUUAUAUCAAUGACAAAGAGGAAAAUUUGGAAGAUGGAGUGGACUAGCUAG
This is a messenger RNA of Venustampulla echinocandica, 1845 nucleotides long. RefSeq lists its product as uncharacterized. Gene Ontology annotation, cellular component: CAAX-protein geranylgeranyltransferase complex. The record is from RefSeq and is a predicted model, not a curated record. Gene Ontology annotation, biological process: protein geranylgeranylation. The transcript is spliced from 6 exons. The coding region runs from base 1 to 1845 and encodes 614 amino acids. Gene Ontology annotation, molecular function: CAAX-protein geranylgeranyltransferase activity. NCBI's taxonomy places the organism in Eukaryota, Fungi, Ascomycota, Leotiomycetes, Helotiales, Pleuroascaceae.